UGAACCUACAGUUGACACGAGAAUACACGACUUUGCCGGAUGGUAGCCCAAUAACGUGCUUAGCUAGUACUUAAACAAGUGGUGUCAGUUUUUAAAGCAACAUCAAUACUUAAGAUACAAACCUUUGUUUUUACCCUCCCAUAAAUUAAACACAGGGGAGGCUGAUAUUUAUCCCUCAAGUUCCCAGGGAUCCCUCAGCUUGAUCCGAUGAAGGCUGAGCAAGGCGGAGACCUCCUGGAAGAAGAGUCCCAGCAGGAGAAUGGCGUCCAGACAAACCAUUACAGUUCCAUCUCUCCUCCUGCCUCCCCAGUGGCCCAGGAUGAAGCCUUUUCCACUUACUUUGAGGAGAAGGUGCCCAUUCCAGAGAAUGUCAACCAGGUAUUCAGUUUUCGUAAACUCUGGGCCUUCACUGGACCGGGGUUUUUGAUGAGCAUCGCCUACUUGGAUCCAGGGAACAUCGAGUCAGACCUGCAGUCUGGAGCUAAAGCUGGUUUUAAGCUCUUGUGGGUGCUCCUCGGAGCCACCAUCAUAGGGUUGCUGUUGCAGAGAUUAGCUGCACGUCUCGGGGUCGUCACGGGGAUGCACCUGGCUGAAGUCUGCAAUCGCCAGUAUCCCACAGUUCCUCGGAUCAUCCUUUGGUUAAUGGUUGAGCUGGCAAUCAUUGGCUCCGACAUGCAGGAGGUCAUUGGUUGUGCCAUAGCUUUCCACCUUCUCUCUGUGGGCAGGAUCCCACUGUGGGCAGGAGUUCUCAUCACCAUCACAGACACAUUUGUGUUCCUCUUUUUAGACAAAUAUGGUCUGAGAAAACUUGAAGCUUUCUUUGGCUUUCUGAUCACUGUAAUGGCUGUCAGUUUUGGUUAUGAGUAUGUGUUGGUGAAGCCAGACCAAGGGGAGCUUCUAAAGGGGAUGUUUGUACCCUACUGUGCCGGCUGCGGACCUGUUCAGUUGGAGCAGGCUGUGGGAAUUGUAGGUGCCGUCAUCAUGCCCCACAACAUCUACCUGCACUCAGCAUUGGUCAAGUCUCGGGAUGUAGAUCGCAAAAAUAAGAAGCAAGUAAAAGAAGCCAACAAGUACUACUUUAUUGAGUCAUCUAUCGCCCUCUUCGUCUCCUUCCUCAUCAACGUAUUCGUAGUCGCAGUCUUUGCUCAAGCCUUUUACAAUAAAACCAACAUGGAGGUUAAUGCUGAGUGCAACGCGACCGGCAGCCCUCACACAGAUUUGUUCCCUCUCAACAAUGGCACACUGGAGGUGGACAUUUACAAAGGAGGAGUGGUCUUGGGUUGUUUUUUUGGUCCUGCAGCUCUCUACAUCUGGGCUGUAGGAAUUCUCGCAGCUGGUCAGAGCUCCACCAUGACAGGCACUUACUCUGGGCAGUUUGUGAUGGAGGGUUUCCUGAACCUGAGGUGGUCUCGUUUUGCUCGGGUGCUGCUGACCCGCUCCAUUGCCAUCACACCUACACUGCUGGUAGCCAUUUUUCAGGAUGUCCGACAUUUGACUGGGAUGAAUGACUUCCUCAAUGUGCUUCAAAGCAUGCAGCUUCCAUUUGCUUUAAUCCCAAUUCUAACCUUCACCAGUCUGACCUCCAUAAUGGACGACUUUGCUAACGGACUGUUGUGGAAGAUCUUAGGAAGCAUCGUCAUCUUGGUGGUUUGUGCAAUCAACAUGUACUUUGUGAUCGUUUACGUGACGGCGCUGAACAGUGUGCUGCUCUACGUCCUCGCUGGUUUCCUCUCUGUGGGAUAUCUGUGCUUUGUGUGCUACCUGGCUACAUCCAAAUUCUUGAAGUGUUAUUCACUUCCUCCAGGGGCAAAAUCAUCAGCUGAGAGCAUGGCACUGUCUUAUUGCCUUGGGGGUUUCCUGCCUGGACUUUGGCAGCAGGAUACAAGGAGGACUUUCACGCCAGACAGACAUUUACUUACUGAACGACAUGGACUCUGAUGUAGCGGUUGAGAGAUGAAAGGACACUUGGAGUGGGUGCUGUGAACUGUGCUUGACAGUAGACAGACGACCUGAAACAAGGGACCACUGAAGCUGGGCCAGUAUGUUUUCAUCUUCACCUUAUGGUGCCUAACAUUUUUCAAGUGUCCUUAUCGUGCACCCAGAGAUAGAUUAAUUAUGUAAAUCAGUGACAGAUGUUUGCUGUGGUCAUUGCUAUUAACAAGUUGCAAAGAAAAUAAUUUAAUAUGUGAGUCCUAGAAGGAGACGUCUGCACUGCUACUGUGAUACAUCCACCCCAUAACUUCUGUAAGGAAAAGCCAGUGGUAGUUUCCAACCAGACACAACAAAAAUGGAAAAAGGUUUUCCAUUCAGGAAUAAACUAAUUAUGCCUAAACACAGUUAUAAUAACUAAUAAGCCAUAGACACGUUAGUGUACUAAUUUAGAUUUAUGUUUUAGCCAUUAAGAUGUACAUAAUGCCACAUGGAAUGGCUGUUAGUUUUUACUUUCUAUGUAUUAACCUUCAUGUUCUGUUUUUCCCGGUUUAAUCUCAGAUAUUUGUCUUUAUCUGACAUCCAUACAACAAGAAACACAAACAUGAGACCUCUUAAUCCAUAAUACAUGUCAGUCUCUUCCCAGUGUUUAUGUUUUUAUGUUUAUGUUUUCAGAUUCCCAUUGGUCUGGUUACUAUCGAGAUCAAAUAUUAAAUUAGCCAUUAAUAUUAAACUUGUGUAAUUGAUUGAUAAUAAUAUAUUGAACAUUUAUAGAACACCUGAAAAUAUUCUAGUUAUUUAUGUGUGAUUGAUCACACUUGUCCCUAUGUUUUAUACAACUUAAAAGAGGUGGCAGUGUUAUGUCACCCUCUUUUGUUACAGAUAUGCUAAAUAUUAAAUUUAAAAACAAAAAAAAGACCAUUUAAUGCUGGAGUAAAAUGUUAUCAUUUUAUUUUUUGUGGUUCAUAUGCUUUAAUGAUUUGAACAGCAUCAGAUUAGCUGCUGGGGGAUUUCUUCUAUCUGGACCACUCUGUUUUAGCCUUUAAGGCCCGCCUCCCGAGAGACGCAGUCUGCUCUGAUUGGCCAGAAAUUGUGGGGCGUGAGGCAGCUGAUCCUUGUUUUUGUAGUGUCCAACUUGCCUUUAUGCAGGCUUUAUGCAAAUAUGGACCUUUCGUUAACACUAAAGGGAAGCUGCCAAACCAAAAAUCCCUUUCAGUGAUAAAGUAUUUAUGGUCAUAAUUUGUCGGCUGUUUGUGCAAAUAUGAGAUCAUGGUAUAUUAUUGCAAUAAAGCCAGGAGUUCAAGUCCUUGCUGCAGUGGUUUUUAUUUAUACUAUAAAAAUAAUAACAGAAAACAUGGCAGCAGACACUAAGCACUCGAGUCUUCAUGUGUUUCUUAUUAUUCAGACCACGAUUACAUUCCCACUUCAUCCUAAUAAUUUUCCUUCAUAAAUCUGCAGCAAGCUCCAUGAUUGACCAGGACUGAAUGCACUAAUAGGUUUCUAAUCCGUUCCCACAACCAUCAUUAUAAUGUUCCAGCACAUUAAAGUUGAAUUAUAUAUAAAAUCCUCUUUUCUUUUUAUUAGUUUUCUUUAUUUAAUGUUAAUUUGUGUUCGUCUGGGGUUGGUUUUCUUUAAGAUGUACUUGUUUGCUUUAUUUUUCUGAUUUUCUAAUGAUAUCUUUAUUUUCAUGGAAGUUUUGUUUAGCUUCUGUUUCUAGAAAAUUUGAUUGCUUUAAGUUUGACAAAUCUGUGCAGAUAUGUGCCAUAUGGGUAGUAUGUCAUUUCUGAAAUGGUUGUGAGGGAAAAACUUACAGUGAGGUUACUACAGGACAUGUUAAGUGUUGCAUUAAUGAUAGCCACACGUUUGGUGUAGCGAUAACACAGAAUAUAAAAUUUUGUAAGUAGAAUCUGGUGUAUGUUUGGUGUACAAAAGAGAAAUGAGAAGUUUCUCUUACCAUGAUACUUUGAUGCCUGCUUUCUGGUGCACUUGAUUACCUAAAUUCAUGCUGUAUGUCAUCAUUUCUGUGCAGACAACCACAAUGCCUCCUGUGCUCAUCAGUGUGCCUCAUGUUUUGGAUCGCUAUAACCAUUUUUUUAGGUGGCAAAAAAAGGAACGACAAGUUCCUCAAAGCUGAUUUUAGGUAAUCUGAUGCAUCAUUCACUAAACAUGUCCUGAAAUAGUGUUUUCAGUUUGGUUAAUAAACAGAAAUCCAGACAGCCUGAACUAUUACUGGGAGAACUAGAAAAGAGUAACUUUAACAUUAAUCGGUAUCAUAUUUAUAAGUAUUAUUUUUAAUGUUUUAAUUAUAGAGGAUUCGUCCAAAACUUUUUGUUUGUUUGUUUGAUGUUCAGACAGAAAACUGCUGCUGUGCCGUGUGAGACAAUGUUCAGAUCAUGUGGAAGGCUGAUCUUCUGCCGUUGUAUUGUAUGUUUGAAUAUUUGUCUUGACAUAAGAAUAAAUAAAUAAACAAGUUUUAAAUGCU
Melanotaenia boesemani (Boeseman's rainbowfish) is the source of this 4411-nucleotide messenger RNA. RefSeq names its product natural resistance-associated macrophage protein 2-like. Gene Ontology annotation, cellular component: plasma membrane. NCBI's taxonomy places the organism in Eukaryota, Metazoa, Chordata, Actinopteri, Atheriniformes, Melanotaeniidae. The coding region runs from base 208 to 1938 and encodes 576 amino acids. Gene Ontology annotation, molecular function: iron ion transmembrane transporter activity; cadmium ion transmembrane transporter activity; manganese ion transmembrane transporter activity. The record is from RefSeq and is a predicted model, not a curated record. The transcript has 18 exons. Gene Ontology annotation, biological process: metal ion transport.